UGGCGUCUACCUUUGGUCCCCGCCUAGCGGCGCCGCGAGACUGGGAAGCGCUGCUCCGCCGGAGGUGGACUCAGCGGCGGCGGUUGGGAAGGUACCACUGAGGCGGGGAGGAGGGGACGCCCACUCCGCUCUCCCUCCUUCCCCCCCCCUCGCGGCUCAAGAAGAACCGGUAGGAACGGGACGCCGGAAGGCGAGUCCCCCUACUCCCGGACCUCAGUGGAGGAGCCAUCCGAGGGAGGAAGGGAGGGGCUCCUCCGAGGUGGGCCAGUCUGGGCGGCCCCGCCAGGUGGAGGGGGGUCCUUGGGACCCCACCAAUCUAAGGGGGCGGGUCUGGCAAGGAGGGUGCCCUGGAGCCCCCCAAGGAAGUGGGGCUGCGCGAUACCCAUAAUAAUAACAGCAACAAGAGCAUUUUAAAGGUUUUUCUUCUCUUGGCUUCGUCUUACCAUCAUGGGAGAGAUUAAAAUCUCUCCCGACUAUAACUGGUUCAGAAGUACAGUUCCUCUUAAAAAGAUUAUAGUAGACGACGAUGACAGUAAAGUUUGGUCACUCUAUGAUGCAGGACCCCGGACUAUCAGGUGCCCCCUUAUCUUUCUCCCUCCUGUCAGUGGGACUGCAGAUGUCUUCUUUCAGCAAAUUUUAGCCCUGUCUGGAUGGGGCUACAGAGUCAUUGCUCUACAGUAUCCAGUCUACUGGGAUCUUUUUGAGUUCUGCGAUGGAUUCAGGAAAUUAUUAGACCAUCUCCAGCUGGAUAAAGUUCACCUCUUUGGUGCUUCUUUGGGAGGCUUCCUUGCCCAGAAGUUUGCGGAGUACACCCAUAAAUCUCCCCGAGUUCAGUCUCUAAUUCUGUGCAACUCUUUCAGCGACACUUCAAUCUUCAACCAAACAUGGACAGCAAACAGCUUCUGGCUACUGCCUGCCUUUAUGCUGAAGAAAAUUGUUCUUGGGAACUUUGCAUCUGGUCCUGUAGACCCAGAGAUGGCCGAUGGAAUCGAUUUCAUGGUUGAUAGGCUGGAAAGCCUGGGCCAAAGUGAACUUGCUUCAAGACUUACCCUCAAUUGCCAGAAUUCCUAUGUGGAACCUCAUAAAAUCCGAGACAUUCCUGUCACUAUCAUGGAUGUGUUUGACCAGAGCGCUCUUUCAACUGAAGCCAAGGAAGAAAUGUAUAAGUUGUACCCCAAUGCCAGGAGAGCCCACCUCAAGACGGGAGGCAAUUUCCCUUACCUCUGCAGAAGCGCUGAAGUCAACCUCUAUAUCCAAAUCCACUUACUCCAGUUCCACGGUACCAGAUACGCUGCAAUUGAUCCUUCCAUGGUCAGUGCAGAAGAACUAGAAGUCCAGAAAGCCAACCUCCAAGCCAGCAGCGAGCAGGAGCCGCAGUAGUUUCUGGACUCUCACUCUCACCUCAUCCGGAGAAUCUCUCCCCCGCCCCCCAACUUCCUUUGCAAUCACAUCUUUCCUAUCUGCCUCUUCCUUUUUAACCGGUUAGAACUGUUUCCUUGAGCUCAGCCGGAUUGGUUUCAUUAAAUGAAAUGCAACUACAGACGCUUGCUUAUGUCACUCCUGACGGGAUUAAUUUGGGUGAUAGAGGUGAAACUGUGGAAGACUCAUUUACAUUCUCCAAAAAAACCACAAAAAAAACCAAGACAAUUUUUGAUACCAAAGCCUUCACAAUUGUGUUCUUAAAGAGAAUGGUCUUUAAAAUAUAGAUAUAUAUCCAUGCAGAGUGUGUGUGUGUGUGUAAAUAUAUCAUGAGCAAAUUACAUUAUGUAUGGAAGUUCAUUUAAUUUCAUUGAAUAUUUAGUUUCAAAAAUGGUUAAAAGUGCCAAUGUUGCUAUUAUUUACAUUUCUUUAUAUACUUUUGCCACUUAGUGACUUCAUUUGAGAUUCAAGCACUCAUUUUUGUAUUUGCGAUCUGAAUAAAAAUUUUGAAUAAAAUUUCAGUUUGAAAGUGGUC
Hemicordylus capensis (graceful crag lizard) is the source of this 1954-nucleotide messenger RNA. RefSeq names its product SPG21 abhydrolase domain containing, maspardin (gene SPG21). The coding region runs from base 448 to 1380 and encodes 310 amino acids. Gene Ontology annotation, molecular function: CD4 receptor binding. Gene Ontology annotation, cellular component: cytosol; trans-Golgi network transport vesicle. The record is from RefSeq and is a predicted model, not a curated record. NCBI's taxonomy places the organism in Eukaryota, Metazoa, Chordata, Lepidosauria, Squamata, Cordylidae. The transcript is spliced from 9 exons.